UGUUGCAGUGGUCGUAGUGGCCGGAGCAGAAGUGGCCGCUGACAGGUUACAACUGCAGAAGUGAUGUGUUUAUUUCUCGCAAGCAGACGACGGAAAUGGCUGCAACCAGUUUAGAUGAUGAGAAAUUCGUCCGAGAUAAAACGAAUGCGAAUGUGAAUAGAGACAGUGCUCCAGCUUGUGGUUUUUGUGUUGAUUGUUGUGCACACACAUUUAUCAACUUAAAGAAAAACUUCAGCAUUGGGAGGAUCUCUCUGCACUUCACAAUGGAAGCAACCUCCAUCCCCGAUAAAAUUUUUAAAUUUGAAUCUUUCGUCAACGAUGUUUUGAAAGAAGACUUAAAAAGACUUGAAAAUCGCCUUACUGAAGUCAACAGUGAAAUAGCUGAAUACGUUGAGUUGAAGAAUAUGAUACACACCAUUGAAGAGGCAGAUGUUGGACCAGAUGGGUUUAAAACAAAAGUUGAUAUAGGUUGCAAUUUUUAUAUGCAAGCCAACGUUCCAGAUCCUUCCAAAUUGUUUGUAGACAUAGGUUUAGGUAACUAUGUCGAACUUCAGUCAGGCGAAGCUCUUAAAUUUUGUGAAAUGAGGAUAGAAUUACUGUCAAAAAAGGGCAAACUUAUUCAAUCUGAAUGUGCUAAAACCAAGGGUCACAUAAAACUAGUUUUACAUGGUAUUAGUGAAUUAAGUAAAUUUCCUCAGGUGCUUACCAAAUAAAAAUAUGGUAACAUCA
Thrips palmi is the source of this 729-nucleotide messenger RNA. It is a transcript of the gene Uxt, whose product is annotated as protein UXT homolog. Gene Ontology annotation, molecular function: transcription corepressor activity. The transcript has 2 exons. Gene Ontology annotation, biological process: negative regulation of transcription by RNA polymerase II. The record is from RefSeq and is a predicted model, not a curated record. Bases 96 to 713 code for a protein of 205 amino acids. NCBI's taxonomy places the organism in Eukaryota, Metazoa, Arthropoda, Insecta, Thysanoptera, Thripidae.